Gigantopelta aegis is the source of this 10163-nucleotide messenger RNA. RefSeq names its product neuronal membrane glycoprotein M6-a-like. The record is from RefSeq and is a predicted model, not a curated record. Gene Ontology annotation, biological process: neuron projection development. The transcript is spliced from 8 exons. NCBI's taxonomy places the organism in Eukaryota, Metazoa, Mollusca, Gastropoda, Neomphalida, Peltospiridae. The coding region runs from base 848 to 1738 and encodes 296 amino acids. Gene Ontology annotation, cellular component: plasma membrane.
CUAGCUCACUUUCUCUCUCUCUCUCUCUCUCUCUCUCUCUCUCUCUCUCUCUCUCUCUCUCUCUCUCUCUCUCUCUCUCUCUCUCUCUCUCUCUCUCUCUCUCUCUCUCUCUCUCUCUCUCUCUCUCUCUCUCUCUGUCCCUCUCUGUUUCGUCAUCGCCUCACUGCGAAGACACAAGCAGCUGUGUCUUGUAGCUCGUCGCUUGCAGUUAGUUCAUAGUAUCGAACAGAAACGCAGUGGAACCUUCAGUCUCUAUUCUUUUCGAGUCGAGCGCCAUUAAGAAAUCAAACACCAGUUGCAUCGAUGAUUUGUGCUUAAUAACAUGGCGGACGUUGUGACGUUUCGCUGCCGCUUGUUUACCAACACGUCGUCGUCGGCUGCUGCUGCUGAUACAGUGUGUCCGGAAUUUCGUAUUGUGAUACGUCUUUGCACAAUGUCGUCAUUGUGAACUGUUGUUGUUCCGGCGACAGCGCGAAGGCAGCAUCUUUCGUUCUUUCGUUCUUUUUUAUUUUAGCAUCGGCAGCGCUGACAGGUUCACAAGUGCUCGUCGUCUGCUCAAUAUUGACACGAUCACGUGACACGGAUGUUUACAGCGGGGCACGUGGAGCGCGCGAAACGCUUUGCUCUCUCUCUCUGAUCGGUGGCCACCACCGCCACUACUACUUCUGCUGGCUUUGGAUUUUCGCUCAAACUGUUUAGAGGCUGUUGGGUCGGGGAAGUAUUAAAAGCGCCGAGCCGGGCCAACUCUGUUGUUCUGUGUACCACACGCCGCGCUCUGUCUCUCACGCACACAUACACACACACACACACAAUCACAAAAGGAUUACUAUAACGAUACUGUUCAGUUAUGGAUGAAGGAUACGAGAACCAGAAUGAAGUGAAUAUCAACGCGCCCAUAGUUGUCGAUGAAACUGAAAGUGUUAACUUUGACCAGAAACUCGAGGACCAUACUGCUGAAAAACCACGGACGCCCAACGAAGAAGACGAAGAAGUGCAAUUGCAACCCUGCGCAGAUCCACCUAUCACUCGAAAUGCUACGUGCUGUGAGAAGAUCAUCAAAUGUCUGUCGCACGUGCCAUUUGCGUCACUGGUCGCGUGGAUUAUUCUCGUCAUUGGUCUCGGAGGAAUCACCGGAAACUUGCUGGUUGGUGCACGGAGGUCACGUGAUCUGCUCAAGUCAAGUUCGCACCAAUGGUUCAUGGAAUAUGUUCUGAUGGGCGUCAUCAUAUCAAUGUUUGUGCUGGGCACAGUGUUCCUCGUGUUUGCUCACCUAUCGUCUGACCCCACGAGUCGGCGAGUGUUCAACUCCAGCAGCAAGAACAGGUGUGCCAGGGGAUGCAACAUUUUUCUGCUUCUGUUCGUGUACUUUCUGACGAUUGUCUGGAUUCUCGUAACGGCAAUCCUCAUAGUGCCCGUCGGGUUGCUCGUGAUGUUGAUCCUCGUCAAGAAGUUCAACAACGUCUCGUGCAUAGACCUCCAGAACUAUGGGUUUGACCCGAGAGAGAUCUGCGAUGAUCAGCUCAGCGUGUUUAUGACAAAGUCCUACGACAUUCUGGUGUGUUAUGCAAUAGCAUUCGUCUCGGCGUUACUCGUCUCCGUCAGCUUGAUUCAUUUCCUGAUAUCCAUCAGCGCCAACAUCACCCAUCUGAAGGACAACCGGUUUGCGACGCUGAACGCGUACGAAACGACGGAGGAACACCGCAACUCCAAACACUCCGUCAUCGACACCAACAUGUAGCCGCGGGUUUCUUCCCUCAUUGUGCAAUACUGUCAACAUACUCAACUAGCCAUCCACAACACACACACAGCAGAGAAGAGAAACUAGAAGCGAGUUGAAACCGGAAACCGUUGGCAUGUCUUUUAACUAAUUAAGAGAAAAACGACAAAUUGGAAACUCAUAGUUAUGUCUGUAUUAAGAAUCAACAGCUAGAAAAAACACAAGCUCUAAAUUGGAAAACGUCAUGGUGUUUGAAUUACGAACAACAGCUAGAAUAGAAAAAAAUAUAUAAGUUAACCUGGGGAAAUGUUAUCGUGUCUGUAUUAUCAACAACAGCUAGAACAAAUGCAAGCAAAAUUGGAAAAAUGUUACCGUGUUUGCAUUACGAACAACAAGUAGAAAAAGAUACAAGCUAAAUUGGGAAUAUGUUAUUGUGUCUGUACAACAACACAACCUAAGUUAAAAAAUGUUAUGUCUGUAUUACAAACGACUGUCAAAGGCAUUCAUCACUGUAAGCUAAACUGGAAAAUGAUAUCAUGCCUCUAUGACAACCAUCAGAUUGAAAAACAGUGUAAGCUCAUUUGGAAAAUGUUAUCAUGUCUAUAUUACAAAAAGCAGAAAGAAAGCGGCAAACGAAACUGGAAAGUGUUAUGUGAUUCAAGUUAAGCAUAGGACAUGCUUGUUUUUUGCUAAUUGUUUGUAAUUAUUUCGCCAUGAUCCAUGGAUAUUUUAUCUUCAGUUGCAGUGUGUUGUCUGUCAGUGAUAUACUAUAUCAAUGUUGUUCUCUGACGAAUUAUGUUUCUUCAUCUGAAUACGUCUUUCUUAAACUUAGUGUUAUAUUUUAGAUGUGGUUAAUUAGUCCUAGAAAAGAGGCGUGCCACUCUAUAAAACGUUUCUCUCGCUGGCUGACAUGUUACUGUUCUUUAAGGAGAUGGUAAUAAUUAGUUUUGGUAUUAACUGUUUAUAACAGUUUUUCUCGAGUCUAUAGAAUCAUGAAAGGAACAGCAAAGUCUCAUUACUUGUAUUUAACACAAAAUCGGACUGUAAGCAAACUGGAUAAUUGUCUUAAACAGACGACAAUGAAUGUAAAGUACUCUAACUGAAAGGGAAACACUAAUUACUAGUCUGUCUACCACUGUUGCUAUUCGUGGUCAAUGGUCUAUUUUAGAUGCGUAGGGGUGGACAUGUGUAUGUGUCUUGUCACGGGUUAGAACGUUUACUGGGAUUCAAUUAAUGUAAAAGCAAACGUCAAGGGUAUAUCGGGAUGGGGUGAGAAAUAACACCAGAUAAGCUACAUCAAAUGUACAAGACGUUGGUUGAGAAAUAACUCUAAAUCAACUAUAUCAAAUGUGUAAGCCAUGGGUUGAGAAAUAACAUCAGAAAACAUCAAGUGUACAAGACAUGGGGUGAGAAAUAACAAUAGAUAAGCUAUAUCAAGUUUACAAGACAUGGGGUGAGAAAUAACAAUAGAUAAGCUAUAUCAAUUUUACAAGACAUGGGUUGAGAAAUAACGCCAGAUAAGCUAUAUCAAGUUUACAAGACGUUGGUUGAGAAAUAACGCCAGAUAAGCUACAUCAAAUGUAUAAGACAUGGGUUGAGAAAUAACGCCAGAUAAGCUACAUCAAAUGUAUAAGACAUGAGUUGAGAAAUAACAUCAGAUAAGCUAUAUCAAAUGUAUAAGACAUGGGUUGAGAAAUAACAUCAGAUAAGCUAUAUCAAAUGUACAAGACAUGGGGUGAGAAAUAACACUAGAUAAACUACAUCAAAUGUAUAAGACAUGGGUUGAGAAAUAACACUAGAUAAGCUACAUCAAAUGUAUAAGACAUGGGGUGAGAAAUAAUUCCAUAUAAGCUAUAUCAAGUGUAUAAGACAUGGGGUGAGAAAUAGCUCCAUAUAAGCUAUAUCAAGUGUAUAAGACAUGGGUUGAGAAAUAAGUCCAGAUAAGCUAUAUCAAGUGUAUAAGACAUCGAGUCCAUUGGAAUCUUUCAUUUUGUAAUGACGUGAUAUAAUCAUCCGGAGUAGCGUUACGUUUCGUUAAGUACUUUAACACAUUACUACCGGUUAGUAUGUUCGUUAUCUCUUAUUCAUUUUUGCUACAAUGUUAUAUAAUUGUGCUUUGGGUUCGUCUCAAAUUCCACUCAGUACAGUGGUUGAUGAAAUGCUUUCAUGUAAUUAGUUUCAUACACCAUUAGUACGGCGGACAUGUUCGCAAUACAGGGUAAUGAUUUCAUUCUGUUCUGCUACCAGCUUCGUUAUUCAUUUAGCUUUUUAGAACACUUAUCUACUGAGUGUAGGUGUGAGAUGACCUUUAAGUUACUUUUAGUAUCUGUUCCUACUAAAACAAAAUUGUGGUUGAAAUCAGUGGAAAAAAGCAUUAUUGUUGUUUUAUAAAGUGUGUGCGUUUUUUUCUUGUAGCUGUUGUGUGUUAAGGAUAGAACUAAAAACUGUUGUGGGGGACAUAUUGUACCUGUGCUAUGCUGUGCAAAUACGGAAAACAAUACGGUGUGAAUUUCGUCUGAAUUUGGCAGCUAUAUCGAAUGAAUCAUCUGUCUCACUACAUGCCAAACUUCAUUAUUCUUUCAGAGAUAAUUAACGUUUUGAAAGAUUGAAAUCAUCAGACAUUAUGCUAAACAUUUACAGAAUACGACCAUCUUGCGACGUAAAUUGCAUAAGCAUUUUCAAUAGAACGACGAUUUAACGUACAGUGUUUAAUUAAAACUGUUAAUGCUACUUGACUCAGCUAUGUAUAAAUACGUCACGAUGACACCAUAUCUGUAUUCAGUUGGGGGUUUUUGAGCUCCGCGACGUUUCGAAAGGUUUAUUAUCCUCGUUUUUGCGCUGAACAUUAAAACACGUUUGUGAUAGGACGGGAAUCAGUCAAACUGUUUAGCGAGUGCUUGUCACAAAACCUGUAUACUGAACGCAUCCCAGACGUACCAGUUGGAUUUUGCAUGACUGAAUCGCGUGCGAGCCAUCUAUUACCGAAGUACAAAACUGCAUUACAGUCCGAAUAAAUUAAUCAUUUUCAUUUAUUGGCAAAACGAAAUCUGGGCUCUUGUUUUUCUUUUCGUCUUACACACAUCUGUGUUCUGAUAGAAAAAAAAAUGUCUUUGUGUGCGCCAGUUUUGUGGCUGUUAAAUUAAUUAGCUUUCAUUCAUAGACGUAUUCCAUUAUACACCUCUGAAUGUAUUUACUCAUCUUGACACUUACAUUCAUACAUUCUUGUUUUCAAUCGCCAUUUUUUUUUAGAUUGCUUGAGUCACUGUGCAAGUGUUUUAAACGUUCGGCCAGUAUGGAAGAUUUCAUUUGUGAUGUUGGUUUUUUCAUCAUAUCGUCUGUGUCGUCAUGCCAGUGGUUACACAUCAUCACACGCGAGGAGUAACGUCCCAAGCAGGGGUUCGACCCAUAUUUUCGAAGCAAUCUUAACCUACGAAAUCAUAAAACCAUCGUAACAUAUGACGUCAUUAUGGUGUGUGCUGUAGUGACGUUACAAUCUACAAUGCUUUUACGACUUCGUAGCGCUAAGAUGGCUUCGAAAAUGUGGCCACGGGAUUGUUAUAGUAAACCCCUUAGUUUAUUGCAUUAGUAAUGGUAAGAAUUGAAGUCGGGCGUUAUGAUUACUAUAGUAAUUAAAACAUAAUAAUGCAUAAUGUAUACACAGCAUUUCAUAUAUGUCGCCGAACCGCACAGCUAUAGUAAAUAUUGCAUUAUGUUAUUAAAAUGUUUAUUCUGAAUAAACUUCAUAUCGCAUACAACCUCGUGUAAUAACCUUUAUAUCUCCACACGUGUCAUUCGACCGGUCCGCUCGUUGCAUGUUCAGUUGGACGAGCGAUCGCGGUCGUUCGUCAGACUGGUGCUUGCGCCUAACUUUAAAUGAACGUGAUAUGACUGGAAAUGAUGGUGCCAGUCAAAUUGUUCGCGAACAUUUGGCCAUCCUGAACAUGCUGCUGGAAAUAAGGGUCUUUGGUGAUGAUCAUACUUAGAAUCUAUUCAAACAUUUAAACGGUUUGAUUGCUGUUUUCAUUAAGCGUGUUCAGACUGCUAGACUUUAAUAUGCAGGUGCCGUAGUAGUGUAGUUCUAAAACUGAAUGGGACUUAGGCCCAUGUAUUUGUCGUUAAACAAAACAAACUGUCUCGCUGUUUAUGUAUAAUUAACAAAAUGACCUUUUAGCAUCGUAUUUAUUACGCGAGUGCUAUAGCUUUACCAUCACGUGCUUGUUGGUUUUAUUAUCACGUGUUUGUUAUAGUUUUACUAUCGCGUGCGUGCUAUAAUUUUACAAUAGGAUUAGGUUGGAUAACAUAUUAACGCGCUUAUAUCCAAUUAAGGUUCAAGCACGUCUCUCCCGGGCACAAUCCCUGACUUCGCCUCAUUUUACUAUAACGCGUGUAUUAGUCAAAAGGCGAUGGCGACGUUUUGCGGUUUUAUUCCCAUUUUAUGUUUUCGCGUUUUAACGCCACUUCUCAUAAACUGCAACCCCUAGACUCGGUUAACAGUUGCACCUAUGUAUGUCCAUCUCAGUUUAAAAUAAAAAUAUUAAAUACAUCUUUUUUCUUCUUUAAAUGUUUUUUUUUUUUGGGGGGUGGGGGGGGGGGUGGGUGGGGAGGGUUAUCCAGCAUGUUACAUCACAAAUGUUUUCUUUAUUCAUUGAAUGAAUAUGGUAGACAAGACAUUUUCAUUCCUCGGAAAUAUUGCUAUUACAGUAGGCUAAGUGUUGCAGUACCUGGAUUCAGAUAAUGAAUUAAUGUGCCUCAUUGUGUUCCAGCACUACAUAUAUAGCUUCAUAUCUAAGUACAUUGCGUGUGUAAAUGUUGUCAACGGCCAUAUUCGCUUGCAUUAUCACGUGUGAAUGAGUUUGGAGAGUCUGUGUUGUGAAGUUUAGUUUACUAGUAUUGACUUUUGGUCACUCCUGUUACUCACUCAUUUGUGUUUGUCUGGUUUUAUUCUAUAUAUAAUAUUCGUGAUCAUUUUUAGCUUCUACUGGUUUUUAACAUGUACGAUUAGCAGUAGAGCUAGUAGCCUAGUUGCCUUGGACGGAGUUGGUUGCGCGUUGUGUUUAAUGCCAAUCAAGUACUGGCCCAUUGCUCACGCUGUUAAUUCAUAUUUAUUUUGUACAUUUGUAAAUAACAUGUUGUCUAGUUGUUUGAUUGUCUACUUAACUCUAACUAAUCAUGCUAAGGCAUAAAAAAGUAUGUGUUUCCGGGAACCCGACCCGAACUAAAAAAAGGAUAGACCUAAAAAAAUGUUUUUUAAUGUAUUUUCUUUUUUCCAAUCUUAUUUAUUAAUAUACAGGUGAAAAGAUUUAAAAUGUGGGGUGGGGUGGUUGGGGGGGGGGGGGGGGGUGUAAGCUGACCUACUCUAUGUAAUUUAUUCAGCAUGUUCGCGGAAACGCACACUUUUUAAAUGCCUAAUGAGAACUCUGUAUAUAUGUAUUUCAUAAAUGAAUUAUUUUGACAUUGGAGGACUGGGAAUUCCCAAAAGGACAAUACAAAAUCUGUAUAGAUCUGGUGAUCAUUUUGUAGACAUCAUACAUGUAUGAAACCGGUUUUCAAAACCUCAUUAUAUGCAGAAGAACAUUGGUCGGCAGCCUCAUCGGCUUAAGGCGAUCUUUACGACACCUCGGCAAGCCUUAUUGGACAAUUUAUAAAUAUGUAUAUACAGCAAUCGUUAUACAGUAUUUAUUUAUUGUAUAGAUAUAUACUUGCUGGAGUGCUACAAGAGUGCUACAAGCCCCUGUGGUUGACAGCAUUUUCAAGUCAUUCAUGAUAUUGUAAAAAUCCCAUGCAGUUUAUUAGUACAUAUUUCCCAGUCGCCGCCAGUUUAAAAUAGUACUAAGGCAUGGGCUUCAAAGUAUACUUUCCCUCCUUAUAACAGUGCUGGGAGUUUCGUUACUAUUAGUAUAGCCCAUAGAAAUGGGGGUUUUAACGGGGGUAAGGGAAACAAGUUAUUUAGGGGAUGGUAUCAAACUCGAUUUCCUAGUCUAUACAGAGCAAAAUGGCAAUGUUUCUAAUGGCAUUUGAAAAAAAAAAAUUCAUAAAAGUUUUCUUUCUCUAUUCAUGUAUUGAGACACACAAAACGUUCUUAGGUGGUAUGCACCACCACCCCCCCCCCCCCCCCCCCAGGUUCCUACGGGUCUGAGUAUGAAUACUUCUCUUCUCCAUAACAAUAGUUAUACCCCCCUCCAUUACGUUUUUGUUAUUCAUCAUCUCCAAAAAUAUAUAUCUACAUUGUUAAUUAAUAUUCAUAAUAGUUGGUGGAGUGUAUGCAAGCUAACGUAAUUUUAAAAUACAGACUACUGAUCCUAAUUAUCAUGCAUUGUAAAAUAUAUUCGGUCAUUACACAUUAUAUGGAUUGUUAAAUAUCACGCAUAACUAACAAGUUCUUGCUGAAAUUAUCAAUUUUGGUAACUCCAAUGUGUUUCUGGUCAUCCUGAUGUUUGUUAUGUUAUACAUCUAACUUCAUAAAAGAUUAAAAUAUAUAUAUAUAUAUAUGUAGGCCUACCUCCAAUACUAGUGUCAGAGACUCUAUUAUCGUACGUGGUUAAAUCUUGUUCCUGUUGAAUCUCAAAUAAAGUAUUUUUUAUCCUCUAUCACCCUACCGUGAGGACAUCUAUCAGUAUUUCUUUGUUAACCAAUACAGUUAUAUAUAUUUAUAGGUUUAUACUGUAAGUACACGACUUGUUUAUUGUUAAAACAAAGCUCUAUUUAUUGUUGAACCAGUGCUGUUUUCUCUGUCAUUUUGUUUGAGAUGUAUCAUCAAACUGCUGAACAGAAGUCAAUACACGUUAUCCUGUGUAAGAUGGUGAGGUGUGUAGCAUUUCAAGUGAAAACUUCUGUCUGCUUAUAGUACAUUAUAGCACACACGUUUUUUGUAUUUAAAAACAAAUAUUAUUCAAACAGUGUUAACCGUGGGACAUUAUGAAGCAAACUGGACUUUAUUAGAAAUUUUUGUUUUCAGGUGGUAAUGAGAGGAAAUUGUAAUUGUUUUUUUAAAUGUAGAUUUAAAGAAAAUAUGUGAAAAUUGAAUCAAAAACUUAGUGUAUGAUAUCUAAAACAUUAAAAAUAUAUACACAUAAAACAAAAAUUGGGGUUUUUUUUAAUUUGUAUUUGGCAGCUAUGUAUUCAUACCUUGUGUUGCCACUGUAAAAGAAAUGAAAGUUUCAUGCACAAAAUAACACACACACACACACACACACAUACACACAUACACACAUACACACACACACACACACACACACACAACCACACACACAACCUAAGGGUAGUGAUUAGCGUGCAUGUUUUCUCUCGGGUGACUGAUCGCUUUGUGUUCACAGCACUGCUUUCUUGUACACCCAUGUCAUGCCUAGUAACCCCAAGUAACCCAUAGAAACCUUCUCAAAAUGUCUACACAGAACUAAAAACUUAAUAUAAUGUUAGUCCAGACAUCGCAAUAAAACAUUGUCAAUAAACAUCAGCCAUUUCAUUUGUAAUGUUUAAAAAUCGGCCAUUUUCAUUUUUGUGAUUGAACAACAUACAUUUCAUACUUCAAGCCAUGUAAAGUAUGCUUCCACAUUAAAUUUUGUAAGUUGCUAACUCUGAUUUUACUGUUUAAUAUAUAAUACUCAACACAAUACAACAUCUGUGAACUGUUACUAACAUUGUGUAUAUUGAUAUUGAUCGUGUGCUGUGUAAUAAUAUUAUGGACUGAAAUGGCUCAUAUCAGUCUUGUACACAUUAAAACUGAAUUCAGAUGAAUCUCUCGUUCAGUGUCAACACUCAAGGAUAUGACAUUCCCCUUUAAGGUGUGGCAGUUCUACCAACACUUUCAAAGAAUUCUCUCUCUUUUUGUGUGGGGGGAAAAAAAGCCAUUUGGAAAAGAAAAACAACAGUUUUAAAGAACAGUUCUAGUUUAUAGCAUUUGUGACAUGUUUGUAUUUUUUAAUAUAUAUAUUUUUUUAACCAAUAUAGCCUCUUUUUAAAAAUUAAUGGAAAUAUAUAUUUUUUAAAUCUUGCUUAUAAUAUGUAUAUCUUUAUAUUUCGGGUCACCCUAAUCAUGUUUACAAAAAGGGUAAUUUCGUUAAAACCUUUCUUCCAGUACCAAAACACAAUUUGAAAGUUCAUCCCAAAUGUAGUUAUUAGUAUGUUUUUUUAAGUUUGUCAUGUUUUUUAUUUAAAAAUAAUUUUAUUACCUAGAAAUAUUACAAUCAAGUGUAUUUAAAUGACAAACUCGUGGUAGCCCAUUUCACUAAAGCUAAUAUGGGAAUGUGAUUUUCUUGACUGUAGACGCUGAAGUUAAGUGAUAACACUAGGUGUUCCAGUAAGCUGCAGUAUGUCCUGUCCAUCCAUUGCUUCAUCGUGUGAUGUUCAUGGUCUUUUUUUAUAAACUGCUCAUUGUUUCAUUGGUCAUGUUUUUAUCUAGGCAUUUCAGAUUUAUUAUGUGUCACUUGGAAAAAAAAUUCAUACUGAA